AAGGACCAAUCCGUUCAUUUAUUGAUUUGGGGCACUUUCGACCCUGACUGAUUCCCCUGCCUAAGCUACCCGUUCAGUCGCCCACUAAACUCUGUCCGACAGAAAGGGGUGCUUGAAACAACCCGCUCCUCAAGGCCCUUUUCUUCCCCGCCAAGGCGAACAUCACACACUCUUUCCAUCGCUUGCAUCACUCUAGCCCUUCUUUCUGCGCCCAUCGGGGUUCAACUCUCGACAGUUCGAAAGCAUCUCACAUUGUACCCUUCCGCCGCAGAUCGCAGUGACAAGUACUCAAGAUCUUGCGCAAGACGGGAAGCCGAGACUCCCCCGACCUUCGAAACAUCCACCCCAGCGCUCCGCAAAAGGGUUACGUGUCCAGUCACCUCUAUCGGCCGCGCCAUCGUUAUUCCAUUCAUCAUGUCUUCCUUCACGAAACUCUUGACCGUGCGGUCGGCUCUUGUGGCCUCGGUCCUCUUUCUGGCUGCCCAUGUUCCCACGACCGCUGCCUAUGACGAAGUUUACAACGGAUGCUACUCGAGCUCAACGCCCUUGGAAGAUCAAGGAUCGUACACAUACCAAAGUAACGGAUACUGCCAGAAGUUAUGCUUGAAGGACAACUACGCCGUCUUUGCGCUCCACAACAAACAAGACUGUCUCUGCGGAAAUGAACUACCGGCGUCUUCGGACAAAGUAUCGGAUGACGAAUGCAAUCUGUCGUGUGCUGGCUGGCCCUCGGUCAUGUGUGGCGGUGCAAACACAUACUCGGUCUAUCUAACAGGUAUUGAGGAUGACGUGGAUAACUACUCUUCCUCGAGCAGUACUUCCAGCAAGAGCACCGAAGGGACGUCGACUUCGACAACACAGACACCCACAGUUCAUGCCGUCACGAGCGGCGGGCAGACAGUCUAUGUUACCGAAGCUCCUGCCACCCACGCCGCCGAUGCAAGCGCUACCCCGACCGAGAAGUCAAAAAGCUCAAGUGCCAACACUGCUGCGAUUGCGGCAGGAGUGGUCAUCGGAGUGGUCGGCCUCUGUGCGCUCAUCGGUGCUGGGUUCUUUCUCUGGCGUUUCAAGAACCGUAAGUCGGUGGAAGCGCAAUAUCGUCGCAGUGUUGGCGUGGACGGUUACGGACAGCCCAUGGCACAGGGCAGUGACUCCCGAUUCGAUGGUGAUUUCAUGGCUCAAAAACGGCAAAGCAACGGCAGUAUCGACGACGAUCAAGACUUCUCCCGUCGCAUUCUGCAGGUAGGUUUUACCCUUCCCAUCAUAUUUGAUUUGAGGCUCAAUUAGUUCUCAGGUAACCAACCCCGACCGUCGCUGAGAGUCUCCAAUCAUCCUGGCAAGUCGUCGCGUACUUGCGCCAUCCGAGUCACGUUCUUUCUUUCCUCCUGCAACCCGA
Aspergillus fijiensis CBS 313.89 is the source of this 1396-nucleotide messenger RNA. Its product is annotated as WSC-domain-containing protein. The transcript has 3 exons. Lineage: Eukaryota; Fungi; Ascomycota; Eurotiomycetes; Eurotiales; Aspergillaceae. The record is from RefSeq and is a predicted model, not a curated record. Bases 415 to 1287 code for a protein of 290 amino acids.